Photinus pyralis (common eastern firefly) is the source of this 1299-nucleotide messenger RNA. RefSeq lists its product as uncharacterized. Gene Ontology annotation, cellular component: nucleus. The transcript has 2 exons. The record is from RefSeq and is a predicted model, not a curated record. NCBI's taxonomy places the organism in Eukaryota, Metazoa, Arthropoda, Insecta, Coleoptera, Lampyridae. Gene Ontology annotation, molecular function: DNA binding. Bases 415 to 1299 code for a protein of 294 amino acids.
UGUCUCGUAAAAUUCUUCGUUGGAUGUUUUCCUCAUGUCUCAAUAAAAACAUAAUCUACGAGUAUUAAAAGACACAGAACUCACCUCCUUAUUACAUUUUCCAAUUGCCCAAACAAAGCUACUUGCAAACAUCCUUGAAAAUUAUUCAUUUUCUUUCUCUUUAACACCCGCUUAAACUCCAAACGAAUCGCUGACAGGACCGUUACGCCCCAAACGGGUAGCAUGAACCCUGUCGUUAAGUUUUUCUGGUUAUGGUUGCAAAAUAACGAUAGAGAAUUACGAUAAUCGUUAUCCCACACUUGCUACGAGUGAUACAGCAUACCGAUUUUUAAAAAAUUAUGGUAACGCCGCAUAACGAUAUCGUUAUUCUUAACGAUAGUGAUACAGCAUAGGGCCGAUUGUCAGAACUAGGGGAUGAUGGGAAAGUACCAGAGAAAAACGGAAAGGAGGAACUUCAGCCAAGCUUCCCUUGACUCUGCGCUUGAUGCUAUAGAGAAAGGUCGUAAAAUCCGGGCAGUUGCUCGAGAUUUUGGAAUACAUGAGGCAACUUUGCGACGUCAUUUGGGAAUUAAAAGAAAAAUUAAGGACAGGAAAUCUGAGACACUAGGGCGCGCUCCAAUUUUCUCUAAAGAACAAGAACGGGAAAUUGCCGAACAAGUAAAAUCUCUCGCAAGGUUAUUCUUUGGAAUAACGCCCACUGAGUUACGACAGGUGGCUUACAAAUAUGCCGAAAUAAAUCAUAUCAAGCAUCGUUUUAAUAAGGAAACAGCGAUGGCAGGGCCAGACUGGUUUAGAAGUUUUCUUAAGAGGAAUUCUGAUAUUUCUCUGAGAAAACCGGAAGGGACCAGUGUAAGUAGGGUGUCUGCCUUUAACAAACUGGAGGUUGAUAGAUUUUUUGAUAAUCUAGAACAAGUAUUAACAAAAAACAAAUUUGGCCCGGAUCGGAUAUAUAAUGUAGACGAAACAGGGGUGUCUACAACACCAAAAGAAGUCGGUAAAAGGCUGGCACCAACUGGUGUGAAACAGUUUGGUACUAUUUGUUCCUGGGAACGUGGGAAAAACAUUACCGUGAUCUGCGCUGUCAGUGCCACAGGAAACUUUGUGCCCCCCUUAUUUAUUUUUCCUCGACUGAGGAUGAGUCCUCAUCUCCAAAAAAAUGGACCUUCUGGUUCUAUUUAUACGUGCACAAAAAAUGGAUGGAGCAACGAACAAGUUUUUGUAAUGUGGCUGAAACAUUUUCAAGCAAAGGUAUCUUCUACUGUUGAUAAUCCAGUAUUGCUUGUAUUUUGUAUUGGAUAA